AUGGCGCAUGCUAGUUUUGAGUACAGAUACCUAGCAAUUCGCGGUCUGCGACAAAACCUGGAAAACACAGAGGCUCAGAAUCUUGUUGGAGUUUUGGCUGCCUCACUCGUACUUUCCUGGCAAGCUCCCUCAAGUGACGAGUACUCGCACACUAUGCAAGGUGUCAAGACUGUGCUUGAGUUCAUGAAUGCCAACGAGCACCAUUCUGAUUUGCGAUCACUGCUUGUAUCAUCGGAAGAUCUUCAUCCUUCAGGAGAUCUUAGCUUCAGCUUUCCAGAUCGUCCCUUGGUGAAAGCCAGCGAGGUCUUGAAGACAAUUCUCAAGAAACUACAAAGCUUUCAAGUCGAUGACGAGUUCAAGCGAAGCAUGCGAGAACUUUCAAGUUAUGUCUCCAGCUUAGCCAUGCGUCCACUCACGAAUACUCCUGCCGAGUAUCAGUUGCAAGCACUCUAUCCCAUCAGAAACUGGAUGUAUUGGAUACCCAGCGCCUUUCAACGCCUCGCUCAAGGUGAUCCGGUUGUCAUGUUGUUUUUUGCAUGCUACGAGAUGACUCAUCUCGCCAUCGCUCCGGUGCUUCCUGCGACGAAUACUCCAUUGAGCAUUUUGAAACGAGCCAGAAUUAUUGAGAAUUUGGAUAGGCAGAUCACAGAUCUGGAACGACGAUCACAUAUACCAGCAUUUAACCUGGCUGGACAGACGCAAACUCUUGGCAUGUUGAAGGCUUUGAUGGCUGGGCCUCGCUCUUGGAUAUACACACAUACAAAUACAUGA
This is a messenger RNA of Aureobasidium vineae, 771 nucleotides long. NCBI's taxonomy places the organism in Eukaryota, Fungi, Ascomycota, Dothideomycetes, Dothideales, Saccotheciaceae. The record is from the annotation of a GenBank genome assembly.